This is a messenger RNA of Raphanus sativus (radish), 1889 nucleotides long. RefSeq names its product probable methyltransferase At1g29790. Gene Ontology annotation, molecular function: methyltransferase activity. The record is from RefSeq and is a predicted model, not a curated record. Lineage: Eukaryota; Viridiplantae; Streptophyta; Magnoliopsida; Brassicales; Brassicaceae. The coding region runs from base 348 to 1742 and encodes 464 amino acids. The transcript has 2 exons.
UAUGGUUGACUUUUGAGGACCGAAGAUUAAGGGAUUAGGCACGUUGGUGAAAGCAGUCACUUAGUGGAUCUUGUCCUAAAAAAACUAGCACUCAGCAUUAGUCUUCAGCUUGAAGUAUCUCCAGCUCUUUACUUCUUCAAGCAGACACAAAAACACUCUUUUCCUCCGCAGCUCUCGGAUCUCAAAUAGCGUUUUAACUCAAGAGGUUUGUAAAAGCAAACUCAUGAACAUCUUCAACUUUUCUUGGAGAAACCAGAGAGGAAAGGUUUCCAUCAAAACAUCAAGGACGAACAUCUCUUCCUCAUCUGGUCAAGAUUAAAGCCAACCACUGAAAGAAGUUAGUUCUUAUGGGGAGGUCUUGUUUGCCGAGAUGGCGAUUAGGAAGACUAAUGGCAGGGUUACAACUGAUCCUAGGUUUAGUAGUGAUCACCGUGAGCCUCUCGUGUCUAUACAGAUUCCAUUCCGCGGGUUACUUCUUGCACAACGAAGACAUUUGCCGUACCAUCUACACAAUCAAAGAAGUCAAGAACAGCGAAGGAUUCGACCUAAAGUCUCUUCACGACCGCGUCGAUGAUGUCCUCGAAAAGAUGGAUAACUUGUACGACAAGCUAGAGAAUACGGUAAAAGAGAUGGAGAAGAGCAAAGACGGAAGCAAAAGAGAGAUCAAGAGGUUUCUUGAGGAGGAAGUAAUGAAGCCGUUUUAUCACGCUCACAUCGGUUUAAGGCAAAUCCGUUUACCAAACCCCGAAGGAAUCAGAAACUCAACGGAGAAGGAAGAGCCCUUGAUCAACAAGUUUCUCGUCGAGGAGAUAAGGAAGUACAUAACUCCAAAGGAGAAUCGUGUAGGGAAGGUGAACAUGUUUGGAACAGAGAGAGUAUACAACACGAUAGGUCAUUCAUGCGUGUUGAUGAAGACGGAGCUAGAGAAGUACAUGGACUACGAUGUUGGAGCUUAUUGUGAUGAUGACUGGAACUUAGCGCAGAAGCUUAUGAUCAACGGGUGUGACCCGUUGCCUAGGAGACGGUGCUUGACAAGAGCUUCCAUGACUUACCAGAAGCCUUAUCCAAUCAACGAGUCGUUGUGGAAGCUUCCUGAUGAUAGAAACGUGAGGUGGGGAAACUACCAGUGCAGGAACUUCGCGUGCUUGUCAAGCAAAAACCCUAAAAGGGGUUAUACCAAGUGCACCGGUUGUUUUGAGAUGGAGAAAGAGAGUACUAAAUGGGUCAAGAACAGCACUCUGUUAGCUGAUUUCAAGAUUGAUGAUGUUCUGAGAGUGAAGCAAGGUGAGAUUAGGAUUGGUUUGGAUGUUGGCGUUGGGACAGGAACAUUUGCUGCGAGAAUGAGAGAGAAGAAUGUGACUAUUGUCACUACUGCUCUGAACUUGGGAGCUCCUUUCAAUGAGAUGAUAGCAUUAAGAGGUUUGAUCCCUUUGUACAUCUCUUUGAACCAGAGGCUACCGUUCUUCGACAAUACCAUGGAUAUGAUUCAUACCGCUGGGUUAAUGGACGGUUGGAUCGAUCUUCUGCUGAUGGAUUUCGUGUUGUAUGAUUGGGAUAGAGUGCUGAGACCGGGUGGGUUGCUGUGGAUUGAUAGGUUCUUCUGUAAGAAGAAGGAUCUUGAUGACUACAUGUACAUGUUCCUGCAGUUUAGGUACAAGAAACACAAGUGGGCUAUUUCACCUAAGUCAAAGGAUGAGGCUUAUCUCUCUGCAUUGCUUGAGAAACCUCCUCGUGCAAUCUAACUACAAAAGUUUAAGCUUAUAUGUUUGUAUCAGAGUUUCUCAUUCAUUUGAUUGUGUACUAAUCUUUGUAUCACUUUGAAAACAAUUAGAAUGUUUCCAGCUCUGUUUGACUUUUACUAGUUUGAAGAUUAUCUGACUGAACUUGAA